Molecule: messenger RNA, 864 nt
Organism: Schizophyllum commune H4-8
Lineage: Eukaryota; Fungi; Basidiomycota; Agaricomycetes; Agaricales; Schizophyllaceae
Product: Translin
Exons: 5
Coding region: 1-864 (287 amino acids)
Cellular component (GO): cytoplasm; nucleus
Molecular function (GO): sequence-specific DNA binding; RNA endonuclease activity; RNA binding
Source: RefSeq, a predicted model, not a curated record
AUGUCAGCUGCAACCGCCACUCCCGCUCUCCGUGGCAGAGACGACGUCCUCGGCGCAUUCGAUGGCUUCAGACAACAUCUUGACGAACACCACGACCGGAGAGAGAGGCUGAUUAAGUCCAGCCGAGAUGCUACCAAUCUCUCCAAGAAGGUCAUAUUUUUGCUGCAUCGCCUCAUGACUGAAGAUACUUCCGACCCGCGCAAGGCCGCGCGGCGAGGACACGAGAAGCUGAAGGAGGUGCAGCAAAUAUACGCCGGGAUGGCCGACAAGGGCGAGCUUGAAGGGGACCGAUUCUGGCGGUAUCAGCACCAAGUAUCGCCAGGAUUGCAAGAAUACAUCGAAGCACUGUCAUACGCGCAUUAUCUCGAGCACGAGACCCUAAUCUCUUUUGAGGAAGUACAACGGUCCUUAUGUAGGGAGGAUGGGACGCCGUACUUCCCACUCACAACAUCAGACUACUUGCUCGGUAUAUCUGAUUUGACGGGAGAGCUUAUGCGCUUCGCAAUAUCGAGCAUCUCACGUCGAGGCGGCAGGACGAAGGCCGCCGAGAUCUGCGCAUUCGUGAGGGAUUGCAAAGCCGGCAUGCCACUUUCUCCUUCAAAUCAAAAGGCACUCAUCCGCCUUACACCAUACGUCCGCGAGCUACACAAGAAGCAAGCGGUGACCUCACAGUCGCUGCAGAAAAUCGAAGACGCCGCCUACACCAUCGCUGUCCGCUUCUCGGAGUACGACGUACCACCAGAGAUGAUGGAGGAUAUUGUAUCGAGUACGGUAGCCAAUUUCAGUGCCGAUCCCCGAGACUCAAGAGCCGGUAGGGGAAGGAGGGACGACUACGAUGAUGAGGGGCGGGAUGAAUAUGAUUGA